This is a messenger RNA of Patiria miniata (bat star), 4355 nucleotides long. RefSeq names its product nuclear factor erythroid 2-related factor 2-like (gene nfe2l1). The record is from RefSeq and is a predicted model, not a curated record. Gene Ontology annotation, cellular component: nucleus. Gene Ontology annotation, molecular function: DNA-binding transcription factor activity, RNA polymerase II-specific; RNA polymerase II cis-regulatory region sequence-specific DNA binding. The coding region runs from base 502 to 2778 and encodes 758 amino acids. Gene Ontology annotation, biological process: regulation of transcription by RNA polymerase II. NCBI's taxonomy places the organism in Eukaryota, Metazoa, Echinodermata, Asteroidea, Valvatida, Asterinidae. The transcript has 4 exons.
UAAAUAAAGCCUCUACGACCUUGCACGACACUCCUGUUUUUUGGCUUUGUCUGACCUGCGUGUAGCUAUGUACGUGUACGGGAACAACGGAACAAGAUACAGGAAAGGACAUACAUUAAUGCUCUCCGUAUAACCAACAGUAAAAAGAUCCUGAGGAUUUUCUAAAAUUCUGGGACGAUUUGAAUUCUACAGGAGUUGAUUUUCAGCAUAAAAACCGUUGGGUUUUCGUCGAGUAACGUAACGCCGCCGGCCGGGCAGCAUUUUCAGACCGGCGUAUUUUGAUCGCGUGACCGCAAAGAGCUUAUCAACCGGGUGCAGGGUCGGAACUGCACUCACUGACUGCGUGCAGUAGGGUUGCCUGAUUGACUAAACAAAGAAAACAAAGCCGGGAAUAACUCGGUGUUCGAUUAUUUGGCUGACUUUUAUUCCUGCGACAAGUGUCGAAUUCGCUGUCUGAAUAAGGUUUGGUAUUAUUUUGGGGAGACAACUACAAAUCUCGCCAUGCAUCGUAAAAAACCGUGGCGGGAUCCAUUCCUCACCUUAGCCGUCAUUUUGAGCCUCCUUCGGGUGGACUGGGUUGAUUAUAUGCAGAGGCAGCUGGGCACACAGUUGCCCGAGAUCCAUGAUAUCUUGUUGGGACAAAGUGCUGCCCUGACAGAGACACAGUUCCACAAUUUCUACAAUUCUUUUGAUGGUAACUAUGUGAACUUCAAGGAUUUGGACCAUGAUCUCCGAAGUCAGUCAGUUUUCAGAGAACUUCACUCACUGUCUCGUGAAAUCUUCCCAAUCAGCCGAGACAUUACAGAUGUUUCAACAUGGCUGCUGGAUCGACUGGAACCCAAUAAUGUCCGACCAUUGCCCUUUGUGAAUGUUGCAUCAGCUCCUAAUAACAAUAACAACAAUGAUGAAAACAAUAACAAUGGUGAAGCUUCGGAAGCUGAAGCGAAUGGUCCUGUGCAGAAUAUGCUAGAUGGCGCUGUCGCUUUAACGCAUAGUAACCAAAACGCCGGUGAUCCAAGUCCAGAGGACAUGGACCUGAUAGAGGCAUUAUGGCGACAGGACAUCGACAUGGGUAUUUCCAGAGACGAGUCCUAUUCCUUCAAGGAAGAUCUGCUGCUGGAGAAGGGUGAGCAUCCAGACAAGCUCAAGUCACAGCAGCAGUCCUGGGACCACUUUGGCUACAACAUUGAUGGGGAGACUGGAGAGUACGUUCCCAACCCUCCUGGGCUUGAGGUGGUCCAGCCACAGACACCGCAGCCAACCCUUCCUCAGGUCCCAGUCCAACCAGAUGGGAACAUCUCCCUGGAAGAUUGCCUUCAGCUACUUGAGGAUGAGUACCUGCCAGCAGUAUCCCAGCCUGAUGGUGAGCAGUAUCAAGCACCGCAGCAGCCUCUGAGUCCUCUAGAGCAGGAGCAACGAUGGCAGGACCUGGCCUCCAUUCCUGAACUCACGCACCAACUUCAUGAACUCCCACACCUUCCAUACCAAGCAACAGUGGACAUGAACAUAACACAGCCGCUCAACACACAAGAUGCCUUCGCCAUCAACGCCACCACAAACGGCAACGUGAAUCUACAGAAUGCAACACUGUCAGUCAACAGAAACAUGCUCCCCAUCGAGCCUCAGAGGCUGGAUGAGUUUGCCCCGCCACCAGAAGUUUUCUCCCCGCUGUCCAACUUUGCAAAUCUCAGUCUCAGCUCAGCAUCACCAACGGGAUUGAUCAAUGGCCAGCAAAACCUCAACUUUAGUAGCUUCCUUCUGCCAGAGCAGCCACUUCAUCCUGCCAUGGAGAGCCCCUUGCCUAUAAAUGCAACAGACAACCAGGACAACUCCUCUCUGCUGAUGGAGCUUCUGAAUACGUCCAAUGUUGAGGAGGUGGACCCUAUGGAGCUGGACUUUGAUGCGCAGAUUCACAAUGUGAUGCAGUCAUUCGGAGAGAAUAACUCCUCGGCUUCAUUUGAUGGAUCAUGCUCUGGGUUUGAAGACAUGAGCGAUGGCAGUUCACCCUACCACACCAGUGAGGAUGGCCUAGAGGGUGCUACUGGUUACAACGCUAGUCUAGACGGGCAUGGCAUGAAUGGCACAUCUGGUAGCUAUGGUUACCACAGACAGAGAGGUGGUUCAAGUUGUGGGGGUGACAGUGACAGUGGAAGUUCUUUCAGCAGUUACAACAGCCAAUCCUCCAAGCCAGAGAAUGUCAAACACAACCAUACCUAUGCCUCAUCAUCCAGCUCCUCUGGAAGCAACCGCAGCAGCAACAACAGCAAAAACAACUCCAGCAAGAAGGACAGGCAGAACCUCGCCAAGCUGUCGCGUGACGAGAAGCGAGCCCGCACUCUCAAAGUCCCAGUGCCCAUUGACAAAAUCAUCAGUCUGCCUGUUGAUGCCUUCAAUGACUUGCUGAAGAAGUAUGAGCUGAAUGACGCACAGCUGACGCUGAUCAGAGACAUCCGCCGGCGCGGCAAGAACAAGGUAGCAGCCCAGAACUGCCGCAAGCGCAAAAUCAGCGCCUUGGUGUCGGUGGAGGUCAACAUUGACACCUUGAAGGAGGAGAAGGAACAACUGGAGCUAGAACGCGAGCAUAUUGACAAAGAGACCUCUGAUAUGCAGUCACGGUAUGAUCAACUCUACAAUGAGGUCUUUCAGAACAUGUGUGAUGAACAUGGUGAUCCAGUAGAUCCCAACGAAUUCACCCUGCAACAAAUGCCGGAUGGAAGCAUGUUCCUUGUCCCAAGGAACAGCACCAACCCAGACAAGGAUAAAAACACAGAGAAAUAGACUCUUGAUUUUUAUGUAUUUAAAUGUACACGAGGAGAGAAUAUCACAUUGAGCUGUCUCAUCACCAGAAAACCUUACCGUUACAAAGCAUGCUUGUACAUUUCUCCUUCAUUGAGCUUCUGCCAUUCUAAUUUUAGUUUUUAUCUUUCUUUCUAAAAAAGAUAACAAAUGUUGAAUUAGUAUAAAUUGAAAAAAAAAAAAGUUUUGGAAAAUAUGCUUUAUAGUAAAGUUUAAGUUUGUUUCUGAUGACAGAUAAGAGCCUUUUUAUGCCCAUAAGAUUUGAUUGGUUCAACUAACUUGGUUGCUUUAAGAAAAAAAAGUUAAAAAGUGACACUAGUCAUCACACUAAACAUUUUAACAUUUCACUCUUAAACGAGUCCGAUUUACAUGUAAGUCUAUUUUGUACAGAGAGAUUAGAGAAAUAUACUGUAAAUGAUGUGCAUAGUUUGUAAAUAAAGAUUGUAAAUAUAUGUACAAAAUGGAAAUAAGUUUGGUCAAGUGGUUCACACUACCUCUAAAUGUACUGUUUUGAAUAUCCAAUUGAAAGGGUUUUCAUUGCUUGUGUAAUGAAAAAGGAAUUCACGAAAGCAUUAAUAUUAAAAAUUGGUAAAUGCAUCUGAUCCAUAACACUUGUAUGCUUUUACUUUUUUUGUAAAAUUAGUGAUGACAGUUUUGCAUGUAAAGAAGUGAAGUGUCUUUGUCUUGCAAACUAAAAUGGUAAUGCAAAGUUGUGGUAUUCUGAAUGCAAACAAUUAUUGCAGUGGGAGAAGAAUUCAAAAUAGUAUUAAGGCAUAUUUAUUGUGAACAUUUUUGUCCAAACAGUUUAUUCUUAUCGAUUAAAGAUUUAUUGUAAUAUACUUCAAAUAGAGCAAUUUGUUGAUGGUAUGUAUCUUGUAGGGUUAUUCGCUAUUCCUUUGUUAGUUGAACAAACAAGAGACUUGGAAUUUUACAAUUGUAAGACAGUUGUAUUUGUAAUAUUUGUAUUGUACCCGGCCUUUGAUGGCAGGCACAUUUGUCAUUUUCAUUUAUCCGAUAUGAUAAAAAAUCUAAGAAAAUAUAAACAUGGAAUAAGAGCAUCUUUCAUCGAAGAUGUCCAUGCAGUUCCCUGUAACCUGCAUGCACCUUCUAAUAAUGCAUUCAUAAUGCACAGCUUUUCAUGUGUGGACUUUCGCAUGAUUGUGCUGGUAGCAUGACAUUGUAUUAGAUAAUGAAGUCAAUCAGCAUAUGUUUGUACAUGGACACGUACGCUGGUACCUGGCUCUAUUGUCCUAAACAUGUUUCCUUUUAAAUUAUUUUCUGACUAGUGCAUGUACAAUAUUCCUGGCAGCUUUGAGCAAAUACAUGUAAUAUAAAUGUUUCUUAGUUUGUCUUUGUGUAUGCCUUGCUUAAAUUUUGUAAUCCACGGACAUGUUUGUUUUCUGUCUUGCAAGUUUUCUGUCUUUUCUGUCUUGCAACUCAAAAGUGUUAUCCAGAAUAGCCUUAAAAAGAAAGAUUGGAUUCUCACAUGUAAACAUGACUAUUGGUUGUAUUUUUUUGACACAAGCUUUUGAAUUAAAUGUUUUUGAUGCUGUUAUACA